This is a messenger RNA of Helicoverpa zea (corn earworm), 1592 nucleotides long. RefSeq lists its product as uncharacterized. Bases 102 to 1526 code for a protein of 474 amino acids. Lineage: Eukaryota; Metazoa; Arthropoda; Insecta; Lepidoptera; Noctuidae. Gene Ontology annotation, molecular function: nucleic acid binding. The record is from RefSeq and is a predicted model, not a curated record. The transcript has 7 exons.
UCAGUAGAAAUUCUAAAUUUUAAUUGGCAGCACAACGCGAAUCGCGAUCGCGAAUCUGAAAAUUGUAAAUGUUAUGAUUUCUGUUUGUUUGUUUUUAUAAAAUGUCGAAAAAUAAUAAGAGAAAUCGCGGCAAUUGUACGGUAAAUAACAAAGCACACUUCGAUGUAAACUGGGAUGUAGACAAAUAUAGGGACGAGCAUGAAUGUGAAGAGCACUGGCAGCUACGAAAAGCGUUCAUGGAAAAGUGGAAAAACAAUUUCCCCGAAGAAAGAUUGGUUUGUUUGGCUCGAGUUUAUACUAAUAUCGAGUUUAUGGGGUGUAGAUACCCUCCCCAAGUCAUGGAACAAAUCGCUCAACUAUCUUUUGAGGUUGGACGUAAAUAUAAAGAGCAAAAGAAAACAAAACUCCAAAGGACGUUUGUGUCUGCAUCAACAGCUGCCGAGGAUAGAGCAAGAGGCAUCAAACGUGUAGCCGGAGAAGUGGUUGAGGGCACUCCAAAAUCUGCCCGAAUAGCUUUCGUACCCCAAGGACAAGCUCCUGCAGAACCCGAUCAUAAAAACAAUGUUUCCGAUGAAGAAACUCAAAAAAACAACGAAGACGUUGAUAUGGAAGAAAAUAGAAACACAACUAACAAAGUUUCAGUUGCCACGGAAACGAGAUCAACAGACUUGAUGGAUGCCGAUGGUUAUUUAGAAGAAAUGUCAAGUAUAAAGUGUUUGGAUGUCCGACUUUUCAGGGAAUAUAUGUUCCAGUCCCCGUUUGGACGUUUGGUGUUGUUAAUACGGCCGUGGGCUAAGAAAUUGUGGAAUAUACAAACGAGCUGUCAAGUAUGUGGUUUAAGUCUGACCAAUGGUUUUGAAAACAAAUGCUACUCUCUCCGUAUUAAUGAUAGGUUGCUCGCCCAAGCUGAGGGUGAAACUAAAGUUGAGGCUAAGAAUGCGGCGGAAAACUUGGCAUGGGAGGCACUACGAGGCGAAGUAGUGAGCGUACUAAUAAAGGAGCAAUUCAUAGCACAAGGCGACACACGGAUAAGUGUGAGCGAUGUCUCCGGCAAGAAGAAGGACGAUGUCUUUGGAACUCCCGUCGAGAACAGUGUGGCUACUAAAAUGAUGAAAUUAAUGGGUUGGCAAGGCGGAGGGUUGGGAGUCGACGCGCAAGGCAUAUCUGAACCUAUCAAGCCGAACUUACAAAUGGUGAAUCGUGCAGGUCUAGGCAGUGCCCAAGACAUACGAAUGCUCCGUCGCGCAUCCCAAACCAUGAUGCAGCGGUACAUAGCGUCCGACACUUUCGACCUUGACCUUGUGUUUACGAACGACUUCACGAAGCCUGAGCGAGCUAUCCUGCAUCAAUGCGCGCAGAAGAUGGGGCUGGCUUCCAGGAGUUAUGGGGAGGGUGAGGAUAGAUUCCUUGUAGUCAAAAAGAAGCUGGAUCCAUUCUCCCUGGUCCGAGCGAUCGUCGAAAAGGGCGGGAAAACGCCGAAAUACCAAGUUUUCAUACCUGCAGCAUUGGCGCGAAAUAGACCGUAGUCUCGAAUAUUUACAACUGUUAAUUCUGAUAAGAACAAUAAAGUUUAUAUUGAUUUACUAAGUUGA